Molecule: messenger RNA, 2962 nt
Organism: Paramuricea clavata
Lineage: Eukaryota; Metazoa; Cnidaria; Anthozoa; Malacalcyonacea; Plexauridae
Source: the annotation of a GenBank genome assembly
GUGAAGCGUACGCGCAUACAGAACUUUGCUGCUCAAAACGUGAAGAAAAAGCUACCAGCCUCGCAGAAAGCCAAGGCAAACGCGGAAAGCUUGAGAGAUAUGUUUGCACGUAUGUUGGUAGUCGCUUCAGACAAGACCGAAUUAGACGUUCGGAAGAUCAUCUCCUACCCAAUUACGACCUACCCUCUGUCACUUGCACACUGUGAUGGGACGCAUAUGAAAACCGAGAAAUCAGCAUUGCUAAGAAAGCUAGAGUCCUUUCAGACGGAAACGAUCACAGAAACCCAGUUGCCAAUGAGUUAUGCACAAAUCUAUGAUGGAGGACUUCUUCUUCAUUCCAUACUCUCGCUAACAGCUGUGGGUGCAUCGUAUGCUUCAAUUGCUCGAACCAUGCUGUCAUUGGUAUGUUCAGGGAGGGCUCACGAAGUACAUGUUUGCUUUGAUAAGUACGUGGAGAACUCCAUAAAGGACAGUGAGAGAAGACAGCGUGGUGCAGUUGACACAGCAUACACAAUAACCGGUCCAGACCAGAAGAUCAGGUUAAGCGGAAAGAAGCUUCUCACGAAUGGAACAUUCAAGAACGAACUCGCAAAGUUUCUCUUGAAGGAGUGGAAGAAAACUAACUACCAGCAAACAUUUGGAGGAAAGACGUUGUUUGUAUCACACGGAGGCGAGUGUUUACAGUACGUACCAGACGAGCAGCAAGGUAUUACUGUUAGCAGACCAUCAUACCUACAAGGCGAUCAUGAAGAAGCAGAUACGCUGAUUGCCUUCCAUGUGGCAAAUGUUUCUGAAGCCGAAAAUGUUGUUGUGAGGGCAUCCGACACUGAUGUCUUAGUGAUUCUCAUUGGUGCGAUUGGGCGGCAAAAUGAAGAAGACAGCUCUUUACCUGACAUCAUAAUGGAUUGUGGCAUUGGAAACAGUCGGAGGUAUAUUAACGUGACCAACAUUGCAGAAAUCCUUGAAGAACACAAACCUGGUCUUGCUAGCGCACUGCCCGGAUAUCAUGCUUUUACUGGAUGUGAUUUUACGUCAGCUUUUUAUAGGUAAGCACCUAAAUUAUUGGUUAUUUCACUUUUGGUAAAAUAUCUGUUAAAUAUUAUACAAACCAACCGAACUACAUUAAGAUAGAGAAAAAUAUGCAUUAUGAUAAAUAAAUGCAUUGGUCGAUAACAAUUGAGACCAACAUGAAUGUUUAACUCAAUUUUUUUAUUUGACUUUUCAGGAAAGGCAAAAGUAAACCUCUGUCCAUAAUUGAAAAUGACCAAUCAGGCUCCUACGUUAACCUCUUUAUUGAUAUGGGUGACCGGAAUAGUGAUGUUGACCUGCACAUCGCAUCAGAAUUUGUAUGUCGUAUAUAUGCUGUAACCAAGACAAAAGAUGUCAAUGAAGCCCGAUACCAGAAACUCAUACAAAUGACUGGCAAAGUUGAUCAGGUAAUCAUGGUCAAAGGACAAAAAAUAUAACUUAUAAAAGUUUGAUGAUGCCCUUCGUAUUUGUCUAUUUUGACAUGCAAACAAUAAAUUUGUCAAGAAAAUCAUACUCAUAAACAAUGUAAACCUAGCUAUUCCAGAAGCUUUCUCUCAUGUCAUUCAUUCACUUUUAGAAUGAUCCGCUGGCAAAUAUCAAACGGAUAGACUGUUCUUUGCUGCCACCUUCCUUGCCAGCCCUUAUGAUGAAAAUUCGGCGAACGCAAUAUGUCACAGCAAUGUGGACAAGAGCUGUUACCAACUGUCCAGCGGACGAUUUGUCACCAACAGAUUAUGGGUGGUAUGUUGAUAACACCCUCCUAAAGCCAACCUGGUUUGAAGGCCCUGCCAUACCAGAUAGUUUGUUUACAGAAAACAGCACGCAAAACAUGGAAAGUGAAGACGACAGUGACACUGAAUCAGAAGCUGACGAUGAGCUAGAGAGUCUGUCAGAUGUAGACAUAUGGAGCGAAUAUACAGAUUCGGGAGAGGAAGACGACGAUUGAUUGCUAUUGACAUUAGUUUCGUUGGCCACAAUAUUCGUACUUAAUUUCUAGAAUAUUUGACACGUUUGAGCCUGAUGUUAUUCAUAAUGUAAUAUUUCCGAGUACAUACUCAUUAAUAAUUAAUGAGGCUAAUUAAUGCUAGGUAGUCUGAGGACUGGAUCCGAAUUAUUCACUACACUUGUAUUUCAGUAGGUAUUCACUAUCAUCAUUUGGCCCAAAUAGAGUAGGUAAUUUCCUCAUGAAUUAUUAAUGAGUAUGGGAUUGUUAUAUAUACGUUAUUUGGCACGCAAAGAGUAGGCUGGGAGGCCACCACUCAAAAUGUCUGGCAGUGGCCAUCUUGGUAUAAUACUGAACAUUUUGCACUAAGUUUCAUCGGGUUUAUCUAGCUCAUUUUGGGGGUUCAGUAGAUUCAAGGACGUCUGGCGGACCCACCCUCCUGAUAAAAUUGUCUGUCAGUGGUCAUUUAUGGCUCCUGACACUAUCCUGAACAUUUUGCACUAAGUUUCGUCGGGUUUCCUCACCAGCUGAUCUAGCUCAAUUUUGAGAGUCAGCAUUCGAGGACGUCUGGCAAACCCACCCCCCUGAUUAAAAUGUCUGUCAGUGGUCAUUUAUGACUCCUGGCACUACGCUGAACAUUUUGCACUUACUUCCGUCGGGUUUCCUCGCCAGCUGAUCUAGCUCAAUUUUGGGGUCAGCAUUCAAGAACGUCUGGCGAACCCACCCCCCUGAUGAAAUUGUCUGUCAGUGGUCAUUUAUGGCUCCUGGCACUAUGCUGAACAUUUUGCACUAAGUUUUGUUGGGUUACAUCACCAGCUGAUCUAGCUCAUUUUGCGGCUUAGUUUCUCACUCCCCCCUGACCACAUCCACCAGUGUGUGUCCGGCAGACGUCCAUUUUCUUAGAUCACUAGGUACAUAGACCAAUGCAGUAUGCAUAAAAAUUGGUAACCUUUUCAGCUAAGCUCACACCUCUGGGCUCCCGGUCUAAUA